Messenger RNA from Paramecium octaurelia, 528 nucleotides. NCBI's taxonomy places the organism in Eukaryota, Ciliophora, Oligohymenophorea, Peniculida, Parameciidae. The record is from the annotation of a GenBank genome assembly.
AUGAUUAUUAUUUAAUAAAAUGCAAAAUGUAUUACAAAUCAACUCGAGUUCAUGAUGUUCAUCCAGAACAACUCUAUUAAAAAAUAUUCUCAUAACAGAUGUUAUAAUUCCUCCAGGAUCAAGCGUCAAAGUUAAAUUUCAUUAUUUAUUUUGGAGUUUUAAUUAUUAUUAAAGGAAGAAGGGAAAACGUUAAGUAUAUAUCAGAAAGUUUCUAUCCGUAGUUUUUCUAAUUGUACUUCUUACAAAGUAAAAUAACAACGAAAGAAAGAUUUAUAUAAAUAUUAUGACUUUCUUAGCCAACUUGAUGAUUUUACAACUGAUUAUACUUUAUAUAAGAGGCUUGGUAGGACAGAUAUAAAAUUUAAUAGUAUAUAUCACAAACAUCAAAAGAGGAUUAAUUUUUCAAAUUUGAAAAUCUUAUGGAGCGCUGAAAUUAGCUCGCUUAGUGGUGAGAAUUAGAUUUUUAGUGUUCAUAUUCCAAAAACCUUCAAGGAUAUUUCAGCUCAAAAUACUUUCUUUUCCCUAUGA